This is a messenger RNA of Drosophila navojoa, 1212 nucleotides long. RefSeq names its product popeye domain cAMP effector bves (gene bves). Gene Ontology annotation, biological process: skeletal muscle tissue development; regulation of membrane potential; heart development. Gene Ontology annotation, cellular component: sarcolemma. Gene Ontology annotation, molecular function: cAMP binding. Lineage: Eukaryota; Metazoa; Arthropoda; Insecta; Diptera; Drosophilidae. The record is from RefSeq and is a predicted model, not a curated record.
CUAUUACUGUCGCAGAUGUACGUGGCGCUGUUUCAGCCGCUGCACGUGACGCGUCAACAAUUUCGCAAGGUGCUCAACUGCAUGAAGGUAAUACGUGGACUGAAGUACCAGGAGGUCUAUGCCCAGGAGAAGGUAACCAAAGUUGACAGCCUGUCACUGGUGCUCAGCGGCAAAUUGGUCGUAUCGCAGCAUCAGCGGGCGCUGCACAUUGUGUUUCCCCAUCAGUUCCUAGACUCGCCAGAGUGGUUUGGCGUCUCGACCGAUGACUACUUUCAGGUGUCCAUAAUGGCCAUGGAGGAGUCGCGCGUGCUCAUCUGGCAUCGGGACAAGCUCAAGCUGUCCAUCAUGGCCGAGCCCUUCCUGCAAACAGUAUUUGAUCACAUACUGGGGCGAGAUGUGGUGAAAAAGCUAAUGCAGGUGACACAGGUGAGCGAGUCAAUAGCCAGCAACGGUUUCCUGCCCUCGGGCGGCUAUGCGGAGGAUGCCGAGGACAAGCCCAUGCUCAUUCUGAAGAAGAGCGUCGAUGUGGGCCACGGACUGACGGCCCUAAUCAACCGUCAGCUGCAAGAAGAGCAUGUUCCUUUACUUGGUCGCACGUACAAACACACUAAGCAGCAGCUGCCGCCGACGACGCCAGGUGGCGCCAGUUUGGCGGACACCAGCGUUGAUCAUUACUCCAUCGCCGCCGAUGCAGCUGCUGGACACGAUGGCAGCAAGCAGUCAAAUUGAAAACGAGUCCUGAUCAAAGCAACUGCUUACACACUCCCCACACACAGACACAUUCGCACACCACUACUCACAGAUAUAACACCAUUUGUAUAUGUAUGCCAUCAGCGUCAACAGCAACAACAACAACAAAACAGCAUCUACCACAUCAACUGCCAGCACUGGCUUCAAGAGCAGCAAUAUUUGAUUGAGCGCUAGCGAGCAGCUCUGCACAAUGCCGGCAUCAUUGACAUCAUCCACAAUAGAAAAGUCACCUAUAGUAGCAUUUAUCAUUGCUCAUCACUCAUCGCUCAUCGAUCAUCGAUCAUCGAUCGUCAGUUGUCGCCAUCGAUCCUCAAGUCAACCCACACACUCGCACUUCAAUGUUUGUCUAAACUUUAAGCAUACGGAAAUUAAAUAGAACUGUAUCAAUGAUCGAGCCAGCUUCUGUUGCCAGGCACUUGUCAAUUGCUUGCCUCUCUGUUUAGCCUCAAGAUAAACGAUCAA